Messenger RNA from Linnemannia hyalina, 1110 nucleotides. NCBI's taxonomy places the organism in Eukaryota, Fungi, Mortierellomycota, Mortierellomycetes, Mortierellales, Mortierellaceae. The record is from the annotation of a GenBank genome assembly.
AUGGAAGACGAAUCCAAUCCCCUUGCUCUCAUGACCCUCCAAUACCUCACCGCAGCCACCCGCGCAGCAGCGUUUUUCUUCCUCUCGGCCGUCUGGACCCUGGGCCAGUCCCUCGUCUGGAUGGUUACUGCCGAGGGGUUGGAUUGGAUCCAGUCGAGGGAUUUUGGACCCUUGAUCUUGGAAUGGGAUAGUUUCUUGCUCGGUGCUAUCUUUUUGACGGUGGAUAUUCAUCCUGAUUCCAUUGAGUUCCAUCAUGCAAAGCCCUGUUGUGGGUGGAUGUCGCCCUCGCAUUCGCGGUCGAGUUCCCGGUCCAGCAGUAUUAAUAGUAGUGGUAGGAGGGUAACGUUUGACGAAAAGGUUAAGGUCCUUGGCCGGAGCGGAGCAGUUCAACAACAACAACAACGCGGCAUCACUCCGAUCCUCGUCAACAACUCCUACAACUAUUCAUACAACCAAGACCCUUACGCCGCCCCGAUCAUGACCGAGUCCCCUACCCGAUCCACCUUCUCCUCCGGAUCCAGCCCUUCCUCCCUCUCGCAGGAAGCCGAAUUCCUCCAACGCAACUACGGGUACUCUAACAACUACCAGUACCAGCACCAAUACAUCGACUCACCCUCCUCCUCGCGAUCCAACUCCUGCAGUUCCAGCAUCUGUAGCGUCUCUUCCUCAGAGAGCGUCGAAUCCGCCACCUCUUCUUCCUCGGCUUCCGCGUCUGCGAAGCCCACAGCCUCGACGAAAUCUAAUUCCUCCUCGCGCUUGGUGGCUCUCUUCCACCACAACACAUCUCGUCAUACCUCAACAAACCCUCACAGCCCACCCACCUCCUCACCGAUCGACUCUACUCAGCCCUCAGGAACAAAGUCGAAAAACCUCGUUCACAGGAUCAUGCACCCCCACCAACACAAACGGGAACUUGAGCAACUCAUCCAGCAACAGCAACAGCAGCCGCAGCCGAGGCACGACCCGCAACCAUACCACAUCCCUGAGUUCCUGGACGUUAUGACGAUGUCGUCAAGUAGUGUAAUGGAGCAUGAAUACCAGCCCUCGGAACAUACCCGCAAGACCUUGAAGCAGCGUUUUGGUCUCAAGAAGAAGUCGCAUUCUACCUAA